This is a messenger RNA of Polyodon spathula (Mississippi paddlefish), 2193 nucleotides long. RefSeq names its product protein Niban 1-like. The annotation marks the transcript as partial. Lineage: Eukaryota; Metazoa; Chordata; Actinopteri; Acipenseriformes; Polyodontidae. The transcript is spliced from 9 exons. The record is from RefSeq and is a predicted model, not a curated record.
GGGGGGGUCUAUUGGAAUAUCUUGCUUUCAUUGUGGAGGACCCUGUGUCUAGUGUAGAGGACAGGACAGGAUAGCUUUAGGCAAACAGUUUAAUGCAAAGGUUUUAAUACUUUGCCACAACUCUGUUAGUGGUUCCCUUGAGGGGGUGAAAAGUAACGGGGGUGUCGGGUAGCUUUUGGGUGGCAUGCACAGGUGAUGUCACACUGGCAGUUAAAGAAGAGGACCCCCAGCGACCCCCCCAGGCAUUGCCGCAUGGGGUGCUGGGAGAGUCAGGGCCGUGCACGUUUCCCAUCUUGGCUGGAGGUCCCCAGGAAGGACCCUGCUGGCCUCUUCUCUCUGGCAGGCGAGAGCGGGAGAGCUCCCCUCACUGGACUGCAGUGUCACCCUGGUGUGGCCGAUGCUGCGGGCUCACAGCGCUGCAGAUGAAUGCUUCUCAGUUUCAGUCACAUGAGGAGGAGUGACGGUUGUUUGCCAGCCCCUAGAGACUUCGAACCGGGUGAGAGGAAAGGGCCGUCACAGCUAGAGAGAGAAACGGAGAGAGGCAGCCAGGUUAUGCCAACAGCGCUUGCAGUAACUCAGCAGAGAGAUCUGUAGAGAGAGGGACUGUGCCCGUGCCUUAUCUGUGUGGGUUUAUUAUACUGGGAGAGACAGACUGCUGGGAGGUGCUGGGAGCCAGAGUAUUCUUCAGUGUCCCUGGACAGUAUCGUGAGAUUGAGCUGAGAGCAAGCUGGCUGGUUUGUGAGAGGGGGAAGCUUAUGAAGAGAAAGUGGCCUGGGUGAAGAGAGAGAGAGAGAGAGAGAACAAUAUAUAUACAUAAACAAUACAGGAACAGUAGGUAAUACUUUAGGAAGAGAAAAGUCAAAGACAGAUACUGAGAAGAGAGAGAGAGAGGAGAAAGUGCUGGAAAAGACUACAGCUGAUAACUGGUUCUAUGAAGGGGAGUGGAAGGAAGCCAGACAGACAGGGACAGGGACAGGGGAGAGAAGCUGGACCGAGAACAUUGAGCCCGGAUGGAUUCCACCAGGACAAACUGAAACUCACAGUAUCUGUGAAGAGCGAGAAGGAAUCUCUCGCGCUGCCCAGUAAAGAGAGAAUGCUGGAGCGAUCCGUGCUGUCGGGUCUGACUCUGAGAGGCUGAAGAAAGGAGGCUGGAGAAAAAAAACAAAGAAAGCAAUCAUUUCUAAAAAGAACUGGAAUAUCUGAUCCUCUGUUAAAAUGGGCCUGUUUCAUUCCGGCUAUUUGGAUGCGAAGCAGCGCAAGUACCUAGCAGGUCGCACCGUCGCUGUGCUGAAGAACUUCAUCCCGCACUAUCAAAGGCAGAGCGCAGCCACCUAUCUGGAGCACGUCCGCAAUGAGGUGGAGCAGAGAGGGGGGGAGACCACACAGCUUCUGCACUCACAGGAUGCCGUGCCCCUGGGGGAGGUGCCGCGGGAGGGGACCCUGCUGCUGUUCCAGGAUCACAAGUGGAAAGAGCGCCAUCUGCUGGUGACUAGAGACUUAACAGCGGAGUGCUAUGGCUCCAAAGAGGCCCGGUCCACACUGCUCUUGUCAGCCUGUCAGAUCUGCACCUCUGCUCAGCAAUUCCGCCUCCUACUGGAGGAGUCCUGCCACUACACCACAGGGGGUGGCGAGUUGCCCCUUUGCCCCUCUGAGUUCCCCGUCUUCCUCCUGCACCCCUACUGCGCCCCGGUGUGUGUAUGUGCCCGCUCCAGAGAGGACCAGCGGGGGUGGCACAGAGUACUAGGCAGCGCAGUCAGGCACCACAGCUCAGCGCUGCACAGGAGACCCAGCUGUGAAGCCAAGGCCCUCUUGGAGGCGGUUCGCUUUUACAGGCAGGAGAAGGGCAGCUAUGGGAGCAGGGUUCUGACAUUGGGCUCAAAGGAGGAGGUUCUCAGUAACCUGGUUAUGGAGGAUGUGUUGCCCUGGCUGAGGGACCAGGUGUUCCCCCAGCUGCGAGUGUCCCAGGGGAGGAGGACCAGCACCUGGAUACAGCUGGUCUGGGAGGUGCAUAGCCGGGUGAGUCAGCAGGUCUCCGUGGAGUUGAGGGUUCUGAAGGAACAGGACACUCUGCAGCGCCCCCUGCUGGUCGGGAGGAUUCGCACCAACCUGGACCAGAUCGUCCAGCUGCAGGAAGAGAUUGCAGGCAGGCUGGCAGAUCACAUGUCUGCAGUGAUUGAGCAGAGUGUGACACGC